ACUAAUAACUCAUCGACUAUCUCUCACGAUCAGUUUGUUUAUGCUGGAAAAUAUACCAUUUGUCUCGCUGACAGAUACGGGGUGAGUGAGAUUCUGAUCAUUUAACUUGGCUCAACAUAAUCACUCCAUAGGUGCAAUAUCAUGAGCUAUGCAAAGAAUGUGACAAAUGUGGUCAUAACUGCCAUGUUGGACGUCAUCAUGAUUUCUCGGUUGCAUGCCAUGUAUCAGCGAUCUAGCAUGAUGCUCAUCUUCCUUGUUAUUGUCUUUCUGGCUGUUAACAUUACCUGCGGAGUAAUCACAGCAAUCGUGCUCAAGGAUACUGUAGCAGAGGAGGUGAUAUUCUCUGACACGUAUAUGUGCUAUGAUAGAUUUGAAGGGGACGACCAGCUUCUGGUUGCAAUGGUUUGGAUGCUCAACACUGUUUGGGAGGUCCUCGCACUAUGUCUUUCAGUCUGGAUUGCUGUAAAACACUUUCGUGAACUGCGACGACUCGGCCCAUUGACAGGAUCGACCAUCGGGGACUGUUUCAGAGUGCUGAUAAAAUAUCACGUGCUUUAUUUUGCAAGCUUUGUUUGUGUCUCUUGCCUCCAGCUUGCUGAUUUCUUUCCAGAGCUCAAGAAUUCAAAUUCUAUUGGAGCUCAGACACUCAUUGGUUCUCUUCAAAUUUUAUGGAGAGUGCAGAUGUUUGUGCUGGGACCACGCCUCAUCCUUAGUAUUCGAGAAUAUUAUGCAAAACUUGUGGCCGACUCCAACGCAGAAACUAGCAUGGCUUCGAUUGUCUUCCAGGAGCGUGUAACAACUAGCAGUACUGUGUAGGGAAAUGCUUGCUGAGCGGUCCACAGGAAGGAGAAAUUCGGUGGAGGAUC
Messenger RNA from Suillus discolor, 866 nucleotides. RefSeq lists its product as uncharacterized. NCBI's taxonomy places the organism in Eukaryota, Fungi, Basidiomycota, Agaricomycetes, Boletales, Suillaceae. The coding region runs from base 142 to 816 and encodes 224 amino acids. The record is from RefSeq and is a predicted model, not a curated record. The transcript is spliced from 8 exons.